AGUUCUGCUUUGCUAAGAGAAAAACUCACAAAAAAAGUCCCCCUCCAUCAGCACUUUUCUUUGUGGGAGCAGGGGUGCAGCUUUCAGUGGCCUGUUGGGCCCAUCCUAAUCCUCAGUCCCAGCCCAGUGACCAGAUCUAUGGCCUGUGUUUGUCAUCCAGCACAGUGCCGAGCCACAUCGUUGUCUCUCUGCUCCAUGUCGAUUUGAGUUUUGUGGGGUCUGAUCAGCCCCUAUGAGGUGUACGCUUCCCUUUCUGAUCCAGCUGUUCCCAUGUCACUUAUGACUGAACUUGAGAGGCGUACUUGACGGAUAGUCGCUGUGUGGCUGUUUAAGUGAGAGAGAGUCUGUUUUUGUGGAUUCUGUCAGUGUUCACUUGAGACUUACUGACUAGUGAAGUGCUGAAGAAAAUGGCCUCCUUUAAGCUGGAUUUCCUGCCAGAGAUGAUGGUGGACCAUUGCAGUUUGAGUUCCAGCUCCGUAACCAAGAAGAUGAAUGGGUCUCUGGACCACCCAGACCAGCCCGACAUUGAUGCUAUAAAGAUGUUUGUGGGUCAGAUCCCCCGGACGUGGUCAGAGGAUCAGCUGCGUGAGCUGUUUGAACCCUAUGGUGCAGUUUAUGAAAUCAAUGUUCUUCGGGACAGGAGUCAGAACCCCCCACAGAGUAAAGGUUGUUGUUUUGUCACAUAUUACAGCCGUAAAUCUGCAUUAGAAGCACAAAAUGCCCUUCACAACAUGAAGAUUCUUCCAGGGAUGCAUCAUCCCAUACAGAUGAAGCCUGCAGACAGUGAGAAAAACAAUGCGAUAGAAGACAGAAAACUGUUUAUUGGAAUGAUUUCAAAGAAGUGCAAUGAGAAUGACAUAAGGCUCAUGUUUUCUCCAUACGGCCAAAUUGAGGAGUGCCGCAUACUGCGAGGCCCUGACGGACUGAGUCGUGGCUGUGCCUUCAUUACAUUCACAGCGAGACAGAUGGCCCAGUCUGCCAUCAAAUCCAUGCACCAGUCACAGACCAUGGAGGGCUGUUCUUCUCCCAUUGUGGUAAAGUUUGCAGACACGCAGAAGGAUAAAGAACAGAAACGUAUGACCCAACAGCUGCAGCAACAGAUGCAACAGCUCAAUGCUGCCUCCAUGUGGGGAAAUCUUACUGGACUCAACUCACUAGGGCCACAGUAUCUUGCACUUUAUUUGCAGCUUCUACAACAGUCUGCGUCCUCUGGAAAUGCACUCAACAAUCUCCAUCCAAUGUCAGGUCUGAAUGCCAUGCAGAAUCUGGCUGCAUUGGCGGCAGCAGCAAGUGCUACGCAGGCCCCCCCCACAGGUAGCAGUGCUCUGACCACCUCCAGCUCCCCUCUCAGCGUCCUCACCAGCUCAGGUACGCCCUCCGGACAGCCCGCUCAAUCUGCCUGGGACGCCUACAAGGCGGGUUCCUCUCCCACCUCCAGUACUAGUUCUUCAGUGAACCCCAUGGCGUCUUUAGGUGCUCUUCAGUCUCUUGCUGCGAGCGCUGGAGCAGGUCUCAACAUGAGCUCCCUAGCAAGCAUGGCUGCUCUGAAUGGUGGUCUGGGCAGCGGAGGUCUCUCGAACGGCUCGGGCAGUGCUAUGGAGGCUCUGACUCAAGCAGCCUAUUCUGGGAUCCAGCAAUAUGCCGCUGCCGCCCUGCCCAGCCUCUACAGUCAGAGUUUACUGUCCCAGCAGAACGUUAGUGCCGCUGGCAGCCAGAAGGAAGGCCCCGAAGGAGCAAACUUGUUCAUCUACCAUCUGCCACAAGAGUUUGGUGAUCAGGAUUUGCUGCAGAUGUUUAUGCCUUUUGGCAAUGUUAUCUCUGCCAAGGUCUUUAUUGACAAACAGACCAACCUUAGCAAGUGUUUUGGCUUUGUUAGUUACGACAAUCCAGUUUCGUCCCAGGCGGCCAUUCAGUCAAUGAACGGUUUUCAGAUUGGGAUGAAGCGGCUGAAGGUGCAACUUAAACGAUCCAAAAAUGACAGCAAGCCAUACUGAGUGAUUUUACUCUCAAAUGGACUUGGUUUGAAAAUGUUUUUCUGGUAAGUGGAGUGUGAAGUUGGAAAGUUAAGAAUGCCCCCACCCACCCUUAACAGCCGCCUUUCCUAAUCCUUCUUUUACUUCUCUGGCCUUUCCUACAUAUCUUCUCUCUUAACCUUCAAAACAAAGACAACAUGCAAAUUAAGAAUUUGUUCCAAGGAGUAAAGAGUUCAUUUUUGUUUUCCACAUUUCUAUAUCUAAUUGUUUUGUUGAUCUUUUAUUUUCCCUUGAGUCUUUAUUUUUAUUUUGGUGCCAUAUUACAAGUUUGCUGUGUAAAAAAUCUUGCGUCAAAUGAUGUUGCACAAUGAAAGCCAGCCUGUGUGACUGCUUUCAGUCCCUUAGACUGUUGAUCACCACGGUCUGGCCCCUGUAGAUGUCCUCCUGUGUUUACACUAGACUCUUGUAGUACAUUCAGACAGUGUAAUGCUGAUGCCUCCUACAAUGCUGCCUUUCUAGAAAACGAAGGAGGCUUGCUGCAUCGGUGCAUAAGAUAAUCAAUCAAUCACCUGAAUAUUGUUUUGAGCCUCUGAAAGGUCAGGCUGCACUCCGUUUUCAUGGAUGCCUUUUUAUUUCAUUCAUGUAUUUAUUUCACUAAUUUAUUUAUUUAUUUUUAAUGUAUCUGUCUUUACAAUAAGGGUGAUGUAACAUUGCUUCAAAGUCUGUUUUAUGUGCUCAGCUAAAAACAGUGUUUUCUGAUUUUAUUUUUACAUUUCUAAAAAGACAAACACUAAGCAAGGGUAUUAUAUCCCAUGUUGGUUCAUAGAUGAUGGUUAAUCAUUAAGUAUUGCUAGUUUGCAGGAGAUGCUACACUUUACUCUCAGGACAUUCUCCCCAUUCUGUCAGACCAACACUUCUCGCCCAUUUUCUGCUCGCCUGGUAUGUGAACAUUUCUAAACAAUAUGUAUGAAAUAAGUGACCGAGUGCUUCAUUUCAAUUCACGAAUCCUUUCUUAAAGCCUCAAACAAAACCUAACCCUUUUUUUGCUGAAGAACCACAUGGUGGUAGCACACAUGGUUUUAAAAUGGCAUUUGUAUCGAUUCUUUUUCCAAGACACAAUCUACAACACUUUUUAUUUUGAUGGUCAUUUGAUACAUUAUAAUACGCCUCAAUUGAGGAGCUUGGCGUUGAAGCUUUUAGCAAUAUUUGCAUUCUGGAGAAGAGUGAGAGACGAUACUGCCAAGAAAAGAAAGGAAGGAAGUUUACAAUCGCUGCCGCUUAGUUGUCCGAAUCAUUUGAACUGAAAUUUCCUAGUGUUCAGUAAGUAUUUUAUCUCUGUGUUUGCAGGUGGUCUCUUGUACCCUGGUGUAUGGAGACUCGUCCUGCAAACCUGUUCUAGUUUGUAUUUCUAGCUUCGGUUGAUCAUGGCAGUAAAUAAGUGUUCAAAUCCUAAUCAAAUGUUAAUGCCAAUCCAGCAGGGUCAUGAGGUAAGAUCGUUUUUAUGGCAACCGAGAAGAAAACGUUAUCCAGAUAGUGUAAAUUACUUAACUAUUAUGCCUUUUCUAUUUUUAUAGAGGUUUUAUAAUAUUGCCUAAAUAAUUUAUCUGAAUUAAAGCAAAAAAAAAAAUCAACUCAACAGAUUCAGCAGUGUUUUUGUAGAAUCCUAAUGUGAAGUUUUGUGGAUAUAUUCACUGAUGGUUUAAACAACGGAUGUGUGGCCCUUUUCACUAGUUGUAGUGGCGUUUAAAUCCAAAAUAAUUUUUUUUAAUUUGAAGCAAAUCCAGCGUUCAGUCUAUAGUUUAUACUUCGUGUAAUAUCUCUAAACUAAGUACAUCAUUUCCAUGUGUAGAGACGAAUGCUGAAAUGUUGUUAUCAGAAGUCCAUGUUUAAUUCUCUCACAACAAAACUUGAGCUCGGAGUGGAAAUUAGUGAAAAUUGUAUAUUUGAGACUAUUUUCUUUUAUUGUUUUGACAUUUACCUCACUAUUGUCGUCGUUGUUCGACACACUUGUAUUUAUUAAGUGCUUUUUAUUUUCGCAGAUUUAUUGCAAAGAAGCCAAUUCUUGUUAACCUCAUGAUCCAUUUUCAACGAGUGCGGAAACACCUCUCAGUAUCAGUUUGUUUCAUACGUUAGAGAAACUUUAGACUGAACCCAGGUGGGGAAGCCCCUCUUGAAGCACUUAGAUGCUAGUGCAGAAAAUGUCCACUUCCUGAUCUGUGCCUCUGUUCAAAUAAACACAUUAUUUACAUGCAUUACAAAACCAUUAAGUAGAAAAAUGGGAGUGCUACACAAAUCACCAUUUUGAACAAUCCAAAGAUUCUUGUGAACUUGUUCUAGGCAGGGAUUUUUGUUUCUUAGGCAGAUUUUUUUUUCUUCUUAGUUUUGUUCCUUUUUUUAUCCGGAGCAGAUUGCCUAGCAUUUGUGCAAAGUUCUGUGGAUUUGUGCGCCUUAAAACAGCUCACAAGUGCAGGGUCGUUUCACGAAUGUGCCAAACACAUUGAGUCUUAAAUUUCUGUAUGCGUUUAAUGAUGAUUCUCUGUCCCAUCAUGUUGUUGUCCUACACAGUUCAAUGUAGCUAAAUUGUAUCCAUUUGUGUUUCCCAUGACGGGUGUUUUGUGAAUGAGAACCAAUAUGAGCAGCUCCAAAUAUGCAUUAUUCCACAGUCCCUCACAAUUCAAAAUUGAAGCACAAAAUAAAAGGACUUGCGCUGAAAGAGCUGAAACAUUGAAGCACAAUUUUUCUUUUUGUUUCUCUCUCUUUCCCUUGGUCUAAAAUCAAAAUGCGGUUGUGAGAAAUAUUUGAAAUGUUGUCGUGGCUGUAGUAGGCAGGUUGUGUUGUCUCUGUGUUGUUGUUGAUGUUUAAUGUUAUUUCCCUUGUUCACUAUUGGCACGGUGCUUAUCUCUCCCUCUUUCUUCCCACUUUUCUUCAUCAUUUCCUGUGUUGCAUUCAAUGUUUUGUGUUUAGAUGUGUGCACCUUUGAAAGACCCCUCCUCAUGCAAACAUAAUUAUUCAUGAUUUUCUUUUUCAUCCCCUCUCCUUUUUCCGUUGUGCUUUAACCUAGGUUUAUUUGUUUUGUUUUGUUUUUGUUCUAGAUGUGCCCGUUUGUCAUCGUUUGCCUAGCAUGUCGAUGUGACGUCAAAAGUUCAUCGUCCAGUCCGUUAUCCUCUUCGCUUCUCUGGCGCUUGAAAUUUCACCCUGACCUUUGUUAACUUUUGACGCUUAUUGGUUACUUUUGUUUGUUUCUUCGUGUGACGUUCAUUUGCGCUGCCAAUAGGGAGCGUUAGAAAGACUGCUUAAAUUGUAAAAAGUUUCAUGAAAAUUGUUCUGAGCAAAGAGUCUAUUUUUCUAGAACAUAAAAACAUAACCACUAGAUUUUUGCAGAAGCUUUUUUUUUCUUUUUUUUUUUCAGAUUUCGUUGUUUAUCGAUUUGUUUUUUAAAUAAUUUUCCAGCAGUCUUCCUAGCGCUUCUAAUUGUACUCCUUUUUGAUUUUUGUUGUUCUUCUCAAAGCAGCCAUUCAGUUUUAUAGAAUCACUUUUGUGUGUUCGAGUGUGGGUGUGUUUCCCUCUUUCUCUCACUUGUUAGUUCUAAACCUUUUAGAGGAUGUUUUUGUCACAUUUUGAUGAAAUCGAGAAUAAACUUUGUACAUUUGUGUUCGGUUAGUUGGCAUGAUGUAAUUUUGGGAGUUUCUAUUAACAGAGUGACAUUACAAUAGACACUUGAAUUGCCUUUUUCUUCUUUGUGUGUCAAGCCAACACAGGCUCAUGUUUUUUUUUAUUUCCUUAUUGUGUGAAAAUCAGGAUUAGUCAAAGCAUAGAAUGAGCAGAGUGGUAUUUUCUUGUCACAGAUAAAUCUUAAGCAUGCAUGUUUUUUCUUUUUUUCUUUUUUUGUAAGUGCACUGGAAUCCUCAGCAAAAUGUGAUCUAGUUCUGUUUCAAAAAGUCAAGAUAAAUAAAGUGGUGCCAAAAGUUGUGCAUGUUGCUAUUGGUUACAUUUAUAGUAUGUAAUCUUUACUGCUGCAAUGACGUGGUCUCAUUUUGAUGGUUUAAGUGUGUGUUCAGGUUAUGGGUUAAAAUGAAUUUUAACAAUGUAUUGUUCUAAAAAUUGAAGUGGGUUUCAAAUGAGUCCUUUGAGAUAAAUUGUGCCUACAACAGCUAAAACACAUGCUCUUCUUGAUGUUGUUCAGUUAAUGAAAAUGUUACAACCUAAAGUUAGUCUGUUUUACAAAGCUUGCAAGCAUUUUUAUUUUUCCUUUCCCAUUCUGACAUCUGUAUAAGUUGUGAAGGUCUGGACUGAUUGGUAGAGCUCAACUGCAGCUUUGCCCUCUUAGCCUUUAGUUUAAAGGCAUAUCUCCACAAAUGAAGAGCUACAUUUGGAUUUUUUUUUUUUUAAGCUGUAUAAUUUGGGGGUUGAGGUGGUUGUUUUCUAGAUUUUAAGCUGCUGUUUUGUGAGUUUAAAUGUACUCUGAGAAACUUUCCUGUGGGAUGUUUGUCAUUACUGGUACAGAGAGUGAUUGUAUUUAACAUUUGAGAUUUGUACAGAAUUUGCCUUUUCUACUUCAGUCGUUUCAUAAUGUAGAUCCCAGUAAGUAGAAGCAUGUAGACCAUAACACCAUGACCAAACGUCAACCUGUACAAAGUAACCAAAAUGCAAACAAAAAUCAACUCCACAAAACAGCCUUUAACUGAAUUAAGAUGUUUUUUAGUUGUUUUGUCGUUUAAGUUGUGUGGUUGUCAUUGGAAGUGUAGAGAGUGCAGAAUUUAUUAAAUGUCUGAAAUAAAUGUGCUGUAUAAGGUUGGUUAAGGAUUUCAUGCUACUGUCUACAGAAAUAUAGCAAAAUGGACACCCAUGAAGCUGUCAUCUGGUAGUUUAUCUUUAGUUUAUGUAUGAUUAAACCGUUUUGAAAACA
Messenger RNA from Carassius auratus (goldfish), 6879 nucleotides. Its product is annotated as CUGBP Elav-like family member 1. Lineage: Eukaryota; Metazoa; Chordata; Actinopteri; Cypriniformes; Cyprinidae. Gene Ontology annotation, cellular component: ribonucleoprotein complex. The record is from RefSeq and is a predicted model, not a curated record. Bases 408 to 1994 code for a protein of 528 amino acids. Gene Ontology annotation, molecular function: RNA binding. The transcript has 13 exons.